AUGUUGCAGCCAAAAGUGACCAGCUGGCCGUAUGCCGCGAUGAAUGCGGCGAUUUCUUCGUCCCAGAGGAUAGGCUUCUAUGCGCCUUCUAUGACUCCGAAGAUGGGACAACUGCCAGCCAAUCCGUCUAGCUUUCGUGCUGCCUCGAUCUCACGACAUGUCCCAGCAACUUACGAACUGGUGCCCCCAGGUUGUCCAUAUCCCUACGGCCGCCACCCGUUCAGCAUUGAUCAUGCAAUCAAUUACGAGGAUGAGCCCACGGAUACAUACAGUAUUCCCCAGACUUCGGGAUACUUGAUCCCCAACACGCCCCCAACUGUUCUAGCAGACGACUACUGUGAAGCCCCAUGGAACCCCAAGACGUGGAGCUCCGGCGGUGCCAGCACCCACCGGCCCCCGAAUCAUCAUGUCUUGUUCUCGACUCCAAAUUCCGAAGGCUGCGUGCACCCGCCAGCUUGCCCAUACCUGUUCCCGGGACUAGGAACUUCCUCGUCGACUGACUCAUCAUCAAUGGCACCCCCGAUGGCGCCUUUUUCACCCGAAGGCCAGGUAGCCGACCGAAUUCUUCCCAACCCUACCGGUCGUUAUCACAUUGGCUUUCCGAGUCUACCGACCUCGCCGGAAGCUGUUUCGGGUUUAUCUCUCCCCCCAGACUACAGGAUAUCCAACCCCUGGAACAGCUACAGAGGCGCUACUGCAACACCUGACAGUGCUACUCGGGUCCCCGGACUCCCGAGCUCGAACGGAGGCUCUAUGGGGUCCAGUCCCCUGAGCCGGACGAAGCCAUUCCCUCCGGGCACACACGAGCCGGUAUUGGGUUUCUUGCCAUUGACUACGGCAGGGACGCCAUCACCGUUGCUAUCAUCCAGCGGGACAUUUACCACUACAGCCCUGGAUCCAUCUGAGUCGGGAGAUGAAAUCCGCAGCAACGACAGUCGAUUCACGAGGGCCCUUUCUCGCGAGAAUAGCCGCCUGUUGUCUAUCGGGGAGGGUGGCUCCGAUACCUACCGGUAUAUCACCAGCGAGAAGAUAAGUAAGAAAUGCUCCGAGGCGGGUGAUUCUAGCCGGCCUGGGACCUUGGUGAAUGGACUCCCCUACACGCGGCCCAAGCCAUCGGACUGCGAAGUUUCAUUGCCGUACGGUGCCCUCUGCACGGGUACAUCCACCGAGGUGCACCGUCCGCCAGUCCCCGCUCUGAGUAACCCGGGGGGAUUCUGA
Molecule: messenger RNA, 1218 nt
Organism: Aspergillus affinis
Lineage: Eukaryota; Fungi; Ascomycota; Eurotiomycetes; Eurotiales; Aspergillaceae
Exons: 1
Coding region: 1-1218 (405 amino acids)
Source: RefSeq, a predicted model, not a curated record